ACCCGUGAACAUCACCAAACCAUCCAACGACAAAAAACAAAUUCCUCGGCAUCUCCGCAUCUUCUCUGAUGCUCUCUCCCUCUCCCUCUCCCUCUCUCUCUCUCCUGAGUGUUUCGCGUCACCGUCACCUUCAAAGUCUCUGUUUUUCGGCUUGCCAUCGCGUGCAAGUUGCAGCCCUAUAUCAGCCAAGAAAGGUUGCGUAUUUGUUGUCGUCGCCAUUGGCACUAGGUUCGGUGGCGUUGGAGUUUUCGGGUGGCUUCGAUUUCGGCUUUUACGUAAAGCCGAUCGUUCGAAGCUCGAGACUUUCUCCGCCUCCGAAGGCCUUCAAAUAGGGGGAUCGAUUUUGAAGGAAUCCUCAUCCGGGUCUUGUGUCUCAGCCGGUGGUUCUUCUAUAUUUCAGAUUGUUGAGAAUUCUUGUUUGGUCUCGAUCAGAGAAUGGCAAGCAAAAGGCUUAAGAAAUCGGAAUUAUCUUCUGAAACGAUGGAGAGCCAUCAGCAGCAAGUGUCCACGCAUGAAGGAAAAGGGAAGAGGUUGUGGAAGAAGGUGAAGUAUCAGCUUGUCGAAUACCACUCUUUACCCGCGUAUUUGAGGGACAAUGAGUACAUCGUCGGACAUUACCGAUCCGAGUGGCCUUUGAAGCAAAUUUUGCUUAGCAUCUUCACCAUUCACAACGAGACGCUGAACGUUUGGACCCAUCUGAUUGGAUUCUUCAUAUUUCUUUCCCUCACCAUAUAUACUGCUUCUAAGGUUCCGAAUGUUGUGGAUAUUCACUCUUUACAUCUCCCUGAUGUACUGAAAAAGGCCGAUCUACACAAAAUUCAUGCAGAACUGAUGACAUCCCUCCCUUCCUUGCCUAAUAUGCCUGAUCUGCACAAGCUCAGGGAAGAGUUGAAGACUUCCUUGCCUUCCAUGGAUUUGUUGCCAUCGUUAUCUGGCUGGCAUGUGGUGGAACUUCUGUAUAAUUGUUUGCCUGAGCGGUUCUCCCAUAAUCACACUGAUGUUUGUGUUCUGCGGAGUAUGAAAGAGGAUGUGCUGAACAUGAUAGCUCCACUUGUGACCAGACCCAUUACACGGUGGCCCUUUUUCGUGUUUAUGGGUGGGGCAAUGUUCUGUUUGCUAGCCAGCAGCACAUGCCACCUCCUAUCGUGCCAUUCUGAGCGCUUGUCAUACAUCAUGCUCAGGCUUGAUUAUGCCGGAAUUGCUGCUCUUAUAGCCACUUCAUUUUACCCACCCGUUUAUUAUUCGUUCAUGUGCAAUCCCUUCUUCUGCAACCUUUACAUGGGAUUCAUAACCAUUUUGGGUAUAGCCACUAUCUUGUUUUCCCUCUUGCCAGUCUUCCAGAACCCCGAGUUCCGCACAAUACGGGCAUCGCUCUUCUUCGGGAUGGGAUUCUCUGGAGUAGCGCCUAUCCUGCACAAGCUCAUCUUGUUCUGGCACCACCCUGAGGCCCUCCACACUACCGGGUACGAGGUUCUGAUGGGAGCAUUCUAUGGUCUCGGAGCUCUUGUUUAUGCCAUGAGGAUACCAGAGAGGUGGAUGCCCGGAAAAUUCGAUAUUGCAGGACAUAGUCAUCAACUCUUCCAUGUAUUGGUGGUGGCAGGCGCGUACGCACACUAUCGUGCAGGUUUGGUUUAUCUUAGAUGGCGGGAUCUGCAAGGAUGUUAAACCCGGGAUGAGGAGAUGGUGCAUUAGUAAAAGAGAGGAGCUCUGUAUGUAUUUGACUCCUGUCGAUGAUUUCUCUGUAAAACUAAGCAAAACUAAGUCAACAUGUAAACCUGGGAGUUCCUUUGUUUCAAGCAAGUAGACGAAAAAACAAGUAAGCACGAGUAGAGUCUUCCAUGCUGUAUUUGGGUUUUUUUGUCACCAUAUGAAGGUGGCUGUUCUACUUAGCAAGAAAUUGUAAUUUCUCAGCAUGUUAAGCAUUACUUUCUUCCAUGUGAACAAGAAUUACUCUC
This is a messenger RNA of Syzygium oleosum, 1955 nucleotides long. Its product is annotated as heptahelical transmembrane protein 4-like. The transcript is spliced from 4 exons. The record is from RefSeq and is a predicted model, not a curated record. Gene Ontology annotation, cellular component: membrane. The coding region runs from base 436 to 1665 and encodes 409 amino acids. Lineage: Eukaryota; Viridiplantae; Streptophyta; Magnoliopsida; Myrtales; Myrtaceae. Gene Ontology annotation, molecular function: signaling receptor activity.